AUGGACUCAAGCGAACAGCGGCUCGAGCCCGUGACUGUUGCGCCUGAGGCGGUUCACGACAUGGAGCGCAAAGGAGCUGGACACGUCGAACUGCGCGAGCAGGGUCGUCCUGAUCCCAACUCGGAUUUCGUCGAGCUGCCUCCCGACGUCAAGAAACGGCUGAUGUGGAAGGUCGACUUGCGGACGAUCCCCAUGCUCGUCUCCCUCUAUCUCCUAGCGUUUUUGGAUCGGUCAAACAUCGCCAAUGCCAAAAUCGAGGGAAUGCUGGAAGACCUUCACAUGGCUGGAAAUCAGUACAACGUGGCCUUGUCCCUGUUCUUUGUCACCUACAUCAUUUUCGAGGUUCCUAGCAAUGCCGUCCUGGAAAAGUACUUUGCCUUUCGUCCGUCAUGGUGGAUUGGGGGACUCACAAUGGCAUGGGGAGUUAUGAUGACUCUUCACGGCGUGGUCAACAACUAUGGCGGACUCCUGGCAGUGCGACUCGUCAUGGGCGCCCUCGAGGCUGGCUUCUUCCCCGGCGCGGUCCUGCUUCUCAACAAGUGGUACACGAAGUUCGAACUGUCGGCGCGGCUGGCCAUCUUCUACGCCGGGGCCGCCAUCGCUGGGGCCUUCUCCGGGCUCCUCGCCUACGCGCUGGUCAAGAUGGACGGCCUGGCCGGCGUCGCGGGGUGGCGGUGGAUCUUUAUCAUCGAGGGCAUCGUGACCGUCGCUGUCGGCGUCCUGGUGCCCUUCCUGCUAGCCGACACACCCGAGAAGCACUGCAGCUGGCUCACCGAGGACGAGCAGCGCUAUCUCACCGCGCGCCUGGUGUCCCAAGACGGUGGUCAGCACGUCCACUCCAAGGGCCGCAACUUCAGCUGGGCCGUCUUCUGGUCCGUCAUCGGCGACUGGCAGCUCUAUGUCAUGGCCGUGGUGGCCUGGUCCGAGUCCAUCCCGGGUUACGGCUUGAAGUUCACCAUGCCCCAGAUCAUCAAAAAUAUGGGCUACACCUCCAGCAAUGCUCAAUUGAUGACGAUUCCCCCUUAUUUUUGUGGCGCCAUCAGUGCUUAUGUAUUUGGUCGCUUGUCCGACAGAUUCAAGCGGCGAUCAUAUUUCCUGGUUAUCCCGCUGGUCUGCCAAAUUGUCGCGUACAGCAUCCUGGCUGCCCUAUCCACUUCGAUUAAGCACCAUAUCGGCGCUUGCUUCUUUGCCGUCAUCCUCGCCGCCGUUGGCAGCUAUCCCCUGACGCCCGGGAAUGCCACGUGGAUGUCCAACAACCUGGCCGGCCCGUCCAAGAGGGCCAUUGGGCUGGCCUACCUCUUCACCUUGAACAACUGCGGUUCCGUCGGCGGGUCCUACAUCUAUCAGUCCUCCGAGGCGCCCUCGUACCCGACGGGGUUCGGCUGUUCGCUGGCCUUCUCCGUUGCCGGGAUCGGCGCGGUGAUCGUUCUGGACGUCGUCUAUGCCCGGAUCAACAAAGAAAAGGAGCGGCUGACUGAAGAGGAGGUCCGAGACAUGUACACCGACGAAGACCUAGCAAAGAUGGGAGACCGGUCGCCGCUGUUCAAAUACACGCUGUGA
Messenger RNA from Cladophialophora immunda, 1560 nucleotides. RefSeq lists its product as uncharacterized. The transcript is spliced from 6 exons. NCBI's taxonomy places the organism in Eukaryota, Fungi, Ascomycota, Eurotiomycetes, Chaetothyriales, Herpotrichiellaceae. Bases 1 to 1560 code for a protein of 519 amino acids. Gene Ontology annotation, biological process: transmembrane transport. Gene Ontology annotation, molecular function: transmembrane transporter activity. Gene Ontology annotation, cellular component: membrane. The record is from RefSeq and is a predicted model, not a curated record.